Molecule: messenger RNA, 2550 nt
Organism: Ceratina calcarata
Lineage: Eukaryota; Metazoa; Arthropoda; Insecta; Hymenoptera; Apidae
Gene: RNaseZ
Product: ribonuclease Z
Exons: 7
Coding region: 183-2441 (752 amino acids)
Biological process (GO): mitochondrial tRNA 3'-end processing
Cellular component (GO): mitochondrion
Molecular function (GO): 3'-tRNA processing endoribonuclease activity
Source: RefSeq, a predicted model, not a curated record
GAGAGGAGACAUCCUCCUCAGUCUCAGCCAGCCCUCGUAUAUACUGUAAAUAUACGGCUGGAAACACGUGCUGAUACAUUCAUAGAAUGUUGUGGAGAUUUUUAAUGUUUAAUAAAUAAUACAUGUGUUGUGAAUAAUAUAAAUAAUAAAACAUUCAUGUAACGAUUCGGAGGAAUUCAUAAAUGACGAAAAAUAUUUACGUUGCACACACACACGUGAAAUCUAAACCACGCGUAGGAUCAACGAACGUUCACAAUCUAAUAGCAAUGCAUCAGAAGAAGAAAUUGAAAAAGUUCCAAUCGCACUUCAGUGCGAAACUAAAGGUCAUUGGGAGCGGAGCACCAGGAAUCCCAGCUUGCCUCUACCUUAUAUCGGACCACUCGAAUUAUUUAUUUAACUGUGGAGAAGGUACUCAGCGUUUGAGCCAAGAGCAUCAUUGUAAAUUAUCUAAAAUAGAUAAUAUAUUUGUGACCCAUCUCACAUGGAAAAAUAUUGGAGGGAUUCCUGGCUUGCUUUUAACAGCACAAGACAAUGGUUUGACUGCAGUGAACAUUCACUGUUCCGAAGGAAUAGACAGUUUUGUAGAAAUAACUAAAUCGUUCGUCAAUUUUCCAAGUCUGAAGAUUUCUUAUCCUUUCAACAAUGGAUCGAAGGUGUACGAUGAUCACGUGAUGUCAGUUUCUUAUGUUCCCAUAAUGAAAUCUGAAAAAUAUGCCGAGGAAAGUUGUUCUGAUUUGUAUACUAAAAAUAUGUAUCAUACAAAUGUAAAUGGUAAAAGAGUUAUCGAUGAGAGAACGCAAGAGGAAGAUGGGAGAACGGAAAAAAGAAUGAAAGGCAUUUCACGCACCAUGUGUUUCAUCUGCGAGGUACAUCCGAAGCGUGGGAGACUGUUACAGCAGAAAUGUAUAGAUUUCGGUAUAGCACCCGGGCCUCUUUAUGAAAUGUUGAAGAAAGGAUUGAACGUUGUUAAAGAAGAUGGAACAAUUGUUCGUAGUAAAGAUGUGUGCGACCCAGAUCGUCCUAAAGUCACUUUUAUAGUUGCCGAGUGCCCUACAGAGGAAUAUUUAGAUUCGUUCGUCAAUCAACCUGCUUUUUCCAAAUAUCAACAAUCGACCAACGAAGAGGAUAAAGUACAUUGUAUAUUUCAUUUCACUCCCGAGAACGUUUUCAACAGUGAACGAUAUCAAGAUUGGUUAAAUAAAUUUUCGGGAACCGAACACAUCAUUUUAAAUGACGGGAACUCUUGUAUGGGCAGCGAGGCUGUUCACAAAAAUCAGUACAUGUUGAACAUGUUGCAUCCCGAGAUAUUUCCUUUGCUCAGCAAGGAUUGCUUUACGGAGGACAAGAAGGUCGACAAUGAUUGUAUCCAUCACGGUAGAGCAAUGCAAACGAUCGAAAUACGACCAGAACCGAAGCAGUUGAUAAAACCCCAAUUCCACAAUCCCGCACAAACGUACAUCGACGAGAUCCUGCAAAUUCCUGCGCUCGCAAAUGUCCUGGAAGAAUUGAAGGCGAAUAUUGCUAAAAAAUCGUCCGAACUUAAUUUGGAUAACAUUCCAGAUUAUCCGAGGAUCGUGAUGUUAGGCACUGGUUGCAGCGUACCAAAUAAAGUUCGAAAUACGAGUGGCAUUCUUUUGCGAAUUACCGAAGACAGUAGCAUGUUAUUAGAUUGUGGCGAAGGCACUCUUGGCCAGCUAAUUAGGUUUUACGGAAUUUCGAAAAGCAACGAUGUUAUGCGUAGCAUUAAAGCCAUUUACGUAUCGCAUAUACACGCAGAUCAUCACUUAGGACUUAUUGGUUUACUGCUCAGAAGAAAACGCGUAACGAACGACACGUUACAUUUACUAAUACCGAAAUCUAUGAUAUCGUGGCUGAACUUUUACAACGAUCAGUUUGAAUCGAUCAAUCAGCAAUACACAAUAGUGAGCAAUUCCGAUUUAUAUCUGAAUCAUCACCAGUUACCUGUGACUAUUGAGUCUGUGCUUUACAACGCGUUAAACGUUAAAGAGAUCAAUACAAUUUACGUGAUGCACUGUAAAUACUCGUUUGGUAUCGCUAUCACUCUCAACGACGGCAAGAAGAUUGUUUAUAGUGGUGAUACCAUGUUCUCCCAAAAUCUCGUACAAUUGGGACAAGAUUGUGACUUGUUGAUUCACGAGGCCACGAUGGAGGACGGCCUUGAAAAAUUAGCAAAACGUAAAUGCCACGCGACGACAUCGGAGGCAAUCAACGCUGGAAAGUUUAUGAACGCAAAAUUCACAUUGCUGACGCAUUUCAGCCAGCGUUAUUCGAAGAUCCCCGCGAUCCCGGAGAAAGAGACGAACGUUGGACUCGCUUACGAUAAUAUGGAGCUAAAAUUACCGCAAUUACCUCUGUUGCCCCUUUUCUAUCCCUGUAUUAAAAUAAUGUUUAACGAGUACAACAAAGUUAUAGACGGAUAAAGAUUCUGACGAGCAGUUGUAAAAUAAACAAUAUUUUGAUAAUGAUCACACAUUUCUGUUUACGUGAAAUGAUCAAGACGGAAUGUUCAAUAGCAGAAUUUAUUGCUUA